ACUCGCUCUUCCACUCCGGCACGUUUCAGUCUUUCUCGGGUCUGAUCUCUCAUGUGAUCUGAUGUGAUCUGAUCUGAUCUGAGCGGCUUUCCCCCAUGUGAAUGGGAAAACGGGAGCGACCCUGAGCUGCGCUGCGGGUUCCUUAUCGCUCCUCCAUCCGCCGUAUAAAAGCCGCGAACCGAAUGCGAGCGCGAGCAGUGCGGCACCGACCACGCGCGCGCCGUCUCCUUGCGUCUCCGUCCGUGUCCGAAGGUUUCCAAAGCAGCCGACGGUUCAUUUUUCACUCGUGGCAGAAUGAUGAGGCAGUCAGAGGUUUCCUCGUUCCUCUCCACGGGGCUCCAGUGUCUUGCGGUAGUGGCGGCGUUGCUCUGCAACAUCCAUCACGUGACAGCAGAGAAGGUUCAAGACCACAGUUCAGACCAUUCCAACAAAUCAGGGACCUGCGGGGGUAUAGUCGAGUGUGCCCCUGGAGUGAUUCUCCCAGUAUGGGAACCCCAAAACCCCUCUUUUGGGGACAAGGUGGCGCGGGCCACUGUGUACUUCGUGGCUUUGGUUUACAUGUUCCUCGGAGUUUCCAUCAUUGCAGAUCGUUUCAUGGCGUCCAUCGAGGUGAUCACCUCCCAGGAGAAAGAGAUCACCAUUAAGAAACCCAAUGGAGAAACAACCACCACCACUGUACGCAUCUGGAAUGAAACAGUGUCCAAUCUUACCCUCAUGGCCUUGGGUUCCUCUGCUCCAGAGAUCUUGCUUUCUGUCAUUGAGGUUUGUGGUCAUAACUUUGACGCAGGUGACCUUGGACCUUCCACUAUUGUUGGAAGUGCUGCCUUUAACAUGUUUGUGAUUAUCGGAAUCUGCGUCUACGUGGUUCCUGAUGGAGAACAUCGCAAAGUAAAGCACCUUCGUGUUUUCUUUGUCACCGCUGCCUGGAGCAUUUUUGCAUAUCUCUGGCUCUAUUUGAUCCUGGCAGUUAUCUCUCCGGGUGUUGUACAAGUUUGGGAAGGCCUCCUCACGCUUUUCUUCUUCCCCAUCUGUGUCGUCUUUGCCUGGAUUGCAGACCGCCGUUUACUCUUCUACAAAUACGUCUACAAACGUUACAGAACUGGCAAGCAUCGCGGGAUGAUCAUUGAAACUGAAGGAGACCGUCCUCUUCCAUCCAAAGUGGACAUUGAAAUGGACGGGAAGAUGCUCAACUCCCAUGCUGUGGAUUUCUUGGAUGGAACCUUGACUCUGGACCUGGAUGACAAAGAUCUUGAUGAAGAGGAGGCCAGGCGUGACAUGGCAAAGAUCUUGAAAGAGCUAAAGCAGAAGCAUCCAGAUAAAGAAGUAGAGCAGUUAAUUGAGCUCGCUAAUUACCAAGUUCUUAGUCAACAGCAGAAAAGUCGGGCGUUCUAUCGAUGCCAGGCGACACGACUGAUGACCGGAGCUGGGAAUAUUUUAAAGAAGCAUGCAGCGGAUCAAGCACGAAAAGCUGUCAGCAUGCAUGAGGUGAGGAGCGACAUGGGAGAAAACGAGCCAAUUUCCAAAAUCUAUUUUGAUCCCGGAUCUUAUCAGUGCCUGGAAAAUUGUGGCACCGUGGCGGUCAAUGUGGUGCGCCGCGGUGGAGAUCUUAACCAAACGGUUUCAGUUGAAUUUCGCACAGAAGAUGGGACGGCAAACGCAGGCUCGGACUAUGAAUUCACUGAAGGUACAGUGGUCUUCAAACCGGGCGAGACUCAGAAGGAGAUCCGCGUUGGGAUCAUCGAUGACGACAUCUUUGAGGAGGACGAGAACUUCCACAUCCACCUCAGCAAUGUCCGCAUCAUUCAUGAAAGCGACGAGGCAGAGGAUGCUGAGGCCAAUCACGUGGACACUAUCGCGAGCCUUGGCAUGCCUUCGACCGCCACCGUCACUAUAUUCGAUGAUGACCACGCUGGCAUCUUUACCUUUGAAGAGCCUGUGAUGCACGUGAGCGAAAGUAUCGGCGUGAUGGAGGUGAAGGUUCUCAGAACAUCAGGAGCUCGAGGUGUGGUUAUGGUUCCUUACAAGACCAUGGAGGGCACAGCGAAAGGAGGAGGCGAGGAUUUUGAGGACAGCCAUGGCGUGCUGGAGUUCCAAAAUGAUGAAAUCUUGAAGACGUUCUCGGUCUGUGUGCUCGAUCGAGAGGAGUACAAUAAACAGUCCAGCUUUUAUGUAGUGCUCGAGACGCCACAGUGGAAAAGGAGAGGACACACAAAACACAGAGAGCAAGUGAAGGAUGUGGAACAGGAAGAGGCGGAGCCUCUGACAGGCGAGGAUGAAGAGGAGCGACGCAUCGCAGAGAUGGGCAAACCCAUGCUGGGGGAACACGUCAAACUUGAGAUCAUCAUUGAAGAGUCCUACGAGUUCAAGAACACUGUUGAUAAACUGAUUAAGAAGACGAAUUUGGCGCUGCUGGUCGGCACAAACAGCUGGAGGGAUCAGUUCAUCGAGGCCAUCACAGUGAGCGCCGGGGAGGAUGAUGAUGAUGAAGAGUGCGGGGAGGAGAAGCUCCCAUCCUGCUUCGAUUACGUCAUGCACUUCCUCACUGUGUUCUGGAAGGUUCUGUUCGCCUUCGUCCCGCCCACUGAUUACUGGAACGGAUGGGCGUGUUUUGUCGUGUCAAUCAUCAUGAUCGGCGUCCUGACGGCUUUCAUCGGAGACCUGGCGUGUCACUUCGGCUGCACCGUGGGACUCAAGGACUCAGUCACCGCCGUGGUGUUCGUCGCUCUCGGCACCUCCGUCCCAGACACAUUUGCCAGUAAAGUGGCUGCGAUCCAGGACCAGUAUGCUGAUGCGUCUAUCGGGAACGUGACAGGCAGCAAUGCCGUUAACGUGUUCCUGGGCAUCGGUGUAGCAUGGUCCAUUGCAGCCAUCUACCACCAAUCAAAAGGGCGUGAGUUUCGUGUGGAGCCAGGCAACCUGGCCUUCUCAGUCACGCUCUUCACCAUCUUCGCCUUCAUCUGUGUGGCUACGCUCAUGUACCGGCGCCGACCUGACAUCGGUGGUGAGCUGGGAGGCCCGAGGACUGCCAAAGCGCUCACAACCAUGCUCUUUGUCAGCCUGUGGCUGAUCUAUAUCUUGUUCUCCUCACUCGAGGCUUACUGCCACAUCAAGGGCUUCUAAACACACACACACAAACAUACACAUACACACACACACACACACACACACACAUGGAAUCACACACACAUACCAACACACCAAUGUCCAUAUAAAGAUACUUACACUCACACAGUGUCAUACACACACACACACAGAUUAAGAGAAAUAAUGGAUGCUCAAAGAAAGGAAGCCACGUCAGGCGAUACAUGGAUAGAGUUUUUACCCAUUUCGGCUGAGUAUAGAUAACUGACAUAGAAAGAUUUAAAAAAUGUAAAGGAAAGUAAAUAUAAAGAAAUGAGUAGCUAGUAACAACGGUACUUUGCUAACUCUGCUAAUAAGUUUUAGUUCUUUUUUGUUUCUUUUUGGUUCUGAUUAAAAGCGAUAUGACAACAUAAACUGAGGAACAGCUGAACACAAAUGAAGAGGAAAUGAUUUAUAAUAUGCUGUAAAUUGUUAAAUGUUCAAUUUUAUUUAUUUUCUCUUUGCUGCUUCACACGCCCCUCUACGUGCCUCUGGCUGAAAGACUGAAUCUGAUUGGACCCUUGUUGGCUGGUCAUGGUUCCUCACUGGCUACGCACAGAGGGUGUGAUUUUGCAGAAAAUAAUGCGUUAAAAAAUUUAACACUUGACAACUUGAUAAUAAGCCAGUACUAAAACACUUUACAUCUUACUUGAGCCCAGGUUCCAGGAAAUGAGAGAAUGGAAUCCUGGGUAACGUACUGUAGUUAUGAUGACGUAGAAGUGCACUAUUCAGGUCCUUUUGUGGACUUUUGGUCCUUUCAAUGCCAUUUUCAUUUUUCAGCAACAAAAUCUGUCUAAGCUGUUAAUACCUAACCAUGUUCAUCAUGAUACUGGAUCUAUUUCUCUCACAGGUUAGACUGUACGUACACACUAUCUCUAGAGUUUAAGUUAGUGUUUCAGUGGAAUGUCUUCUCUGCUUGAACAGAAUUUGAAAUUUAAAUGCUAAAGUUGCUAAAAUUUAGUGUCCUACAAUACCUACAAACACACAAAGCAGGUUUACACAAAGCAAUUUAAUUUACCUAAACACUACGAUAACUCUGACUUAUUUAUAUGUCAAUCGUAACGCACCUCCAGCUAAUCACACCUGUUUGAUUGAUUGUAAUUUCAUGUGAAUGUAAAACGUUAACAACGUAAAAAGGUAUUGAGCCACUAAACGUAUGGAGGUGCACAAAAUAACAUUGUUUUAUCGCACAUAGCUUUAAGUAUAACUUAUAGCUUAAAAGUUUUCAUCAUAAAACUGCUGUAGGAGAUAAACAGCAGUUGAAGGGUCGCUGGAAAGAGCAGUGCGCUGUGAUGCGUUAUCUGGAAAAUUGGUUAAUUUUCGCACUUUCAUUUGUAUCAAGUGACAUUGUUCACAACUUUACAAACAUUUCAGUCUUUUUAACCGAAUCAUAAGGUGAAUUAAUCGGUAUAAGUCACUCAUAAUGAUUCAUUGGUGAUUGCUUCAAUCUUUUUUGAAUGAAUCACAGAGCUGAAAUCGUUAAGGCAAGAUUGGACCACAAACACCUCGGCCCUUUUUUGUAAAUGAAUCAUUACAACAAACAAAUCUAAAUUUGAAUUAGUCACUAGACUAUUUUUAUUCAUGACUGAUUCCAUUUUUAAACAAAUCAGAAAGAUAAAUGAAUCAGUAUCAGUCACUAGAAAUGAUUCAUUGCGUAGUUUUAAACGAGUCACUAAACUGAGUCGGUAUCAUUUACUGCCAUGCACUGAGACAUUCCUCUUGUUCAGUUGCUGCUGAUCUGAAUCAUUGAGCUAAACUCCCACCACAUUCUUUAGGUCUAUAUUCUAUUUCUAACCUUCAGUGUUUUGUAAAAGUCUGUGAAUCGUGUGAGUCGUACGUGUAACGGCGUGUGUCCAACCUUUCGGUCACAGCUGAGACUCAGUUGCCCGUCGUUCAGUGAAUUAAUGCCACGCUUUUUGUGUACAGUUAGCUAAUCUGUGUGAGCUAGUAGCUAGCUCAUUUUCUCUGUGUUCAGUGUGUGUUUCUUCCCCGAUAUAGUCGAAUCAGAUGUUCUAAAUUAGCCAACACUCUAACAUUUGGAGCUUUGUGCCCCGUUUUGUUUCACUACAUAUUCAAGUCUUUGCUUUUAAUGUUUGAUUACCUUUAAUUGACGUUAAACAACAUAAUUUUCACGCCCUAAGUGGCCUCAUUCGAUUCUGCGUAUUGUUUCUGCCCGAGUUUACACUGAAGACUGUUCUACACACACACACACACACACACACACACACAGCUAAGGUCAUUCACAUUUUACAUCAUAGUCACUAGAUAAAAUCUCUCUCUCAUGCACACACACACACACACACACACACACACACACACACACACACAUACAGUGCAGUUUACAAGGGCGUGCGUUCCCUCUAGUCCUGCUGAGGUUUAUAAGUAAGGGUAACACUUUAGCAAAUUAGCAUGAGUUAAAAUACAAUUGCUCAAUUUAGUCUGGUUUUAAACCUGUAGAUUAGCCACGAUACGACACUCAGUGUAGCUAGCAUUUUUUUUUUUGGAGAAGGUAAAAAUGUCCCAUUGGACUGUCUUUAAAAUAAACAUUUUUUAUCUUUUUUUCCUUUUAGAGUCUAGAUUUUUGUGCUAAUUUAGAGUAGACAUGCUAGCAGCUAAGACUCAGUACAUUUAUAGUUGAGAUAAACACUAAUUGUAGUGUAGUUUGAUUGAUAAAAAAAAAUGCCAAAGGGAAAAUUGUGAAAUCAUUUCUAAAUCAAAUUCUAGCGAUACAACUGGGUUUUGUAUUUGACGCUAAUGUUUUUUUUACAGAAAGAAAAGAAUUCAAAUGUAAUAUUUGAAAAAUGGCCUUGGAGGACUUUCGUACGAGAAUUUAUACGGAAUAUACAAAUUUACAAUAUACAAAUAUACACAUUGAAUAUAGAAAUAUACACAUUUGGUGGCAAUUCUUAGCAAAUGUUUUAGGGCUGUAGUUUAACACUGAAGGAAAAACGCAAACCUGGCUGUUCCUUUUGGUUUUUAUUUCCUUGUUUUUUUUUCUAAUUCCAAAAAAAAGUUUCCUGAUGUUUCUUUAUUGAGACGAAUGACUUGGAUGGUGUUGCAAUACAAAGAAAAUACACACACAUACAAACACACACUUUACAUUCAAACACAAAACACAAUAAUUUAAAAAAGGACAAAGAAACAGACCCUUGAUAGUCCUUGAAAAACAGUCAAAAGAAAUAAAAAAACAUGACAAUGUGAGAUGAAGAAGAAGACGGUGGACACGUGUGAAUUACAGCCAUACUCUGCCGCAACGGACUUCCUGUGGGCGUGGCCUCCUACUGAUCGCGGCGUGCAUCUCUGAAUGUGUCUGCAUCUCGGUGUGUGUACGUGUGUCGUCACGGUCGGUUGGACACGUCUACAGCGUGCUGUCAGACUCCGGUCCUGGAAUAUGUUGGCAUCAGGUGGUUAGAUAUGAGUGCAAUAGCAAAAACUAUUAAAACUUUAUGUCAGCUGCUAAGCCACAACUCUAAAUAACACUAGAGGAUCUAAAAUGCUAGUAAAUGUCUUUUACGCAAAUUAAAACACUACAUGCAGAAAUGUUACGAAUUGUAAAACGUAUAGAAUCUGGUCCAACAUUGUUCAUAAGUUGCUGUACUAGCUGUAACAUUGCUACACACUCAUGCUUAAAGGCUUUAACUGAGUGGUAUUUUAUACUGUAUAUCCAGGAUUUCACUUUAUACAUCCCACUAAGUAGCACAUUAGCUUACUGCUUUAUUCUGCAACUUUUUAGUCCCAAAUGAAACCCUUUUUUGCCCUAGGGUAAUAACUCAAUUUCUGAGAAAAUGUUUAAUUUGGAAUUUUGGUUUUUAAAAAGGUCAUGAGCAGCCAUGUUGAAUUACGUCAUGUUAUGAUAUUUAGUAAUUGUUUUAUAUUUAACUUUGUAUUAUUGUCUAAAUUCUGCUCGAAAUCUCUAGCACUUAAAAAAAAAAAUAUAUAUAUAUAUAUAUAUAUAUAUAUAUAUAUAUAUAUAUAUGUUCAGGAAUAUAUUAUAUAGUAGGUAAAAGUUUUUGCUAGUUCACUCACACCUGGCUUUGUGUUCAGUUUCAGAGUCUGAUGGAACGUUUGUACGUCUCAGUUUUCCUCCGCACCGAUUGUGGAUGGUGGUCUUGCAUUUCAAAAUCCCUCCCUCUUUCCCGAGCACCCCACCCUAAACCCCGCCCUUUGUUUCAUAUUUGGAAUGUUAACGUGCUAGUUGUUGACACUGUGCAUGGAUGCUAACCUGUCUGUAUAUAGUAAGCAGUAACUCACUCAUUAAUGUCGUUGAUGAACGGUUCUGAAAGAUGUUUGUGUAGAUAUUUCGAUUUUAUUUGCGUUUUUAUCUUGCACAUAUGUUGGAAAGAAAAAAGGCAGUAUCUGUCGUUCCGGACAGUGCCGUGAGGAAUUUAAUGAUGAGGAAUGCAUGGGUACUUGUAUAAAUCGUAAUAUUAAUAAUGAUAACAAUAUUGAUGAUGAUGAAGAUGAAGAUAACAAUAUUAAUGAGGAUAUUAUUAAUAAUAAUAAUAACAACUCCUGUACUUGCUUGUUGCCAUAGUUGUAUUAUUAUUAUUUGAGGAUAGAUUAUUAUAAUUAUUCAUGAAAGGCUACUUUGUCAUUGCAAGUUUGUGUGUAUAUAGUGUACAGUGAAAUUGAGGCAAUUGUGUUAUUGCCUCUGCAUUAUCACAUAUUUAUUUAAAGCCCUUUAUUCAACUCAAGAAUGACAAAUAUUGCCUUUUAGAUGUAUGUCUUAGUUCCUUCACUGAGCAGUGUGUGUGUGUGUGUGUGUGUGUGUGUGUGUGCGUGUGUAUGUGUGUGUGUAUUGUCAUCAUUUUAACCCCUAUGCCCCUCUCGCUGCUCAGAUGGACUCGUUUUUUCAGGGGUUUAAUAAUAUCUUUGAUAAUCUUACUUUCUUGUUUGACUCUCUCUCUCUCUCUCUUUCUCUCUCUCUCUCUUGCUUAAUGACUCUCAACCAUUGACACCUUGCAUUAUCAUGAUUAUGACUUGAAGUUGAGAAGAAAAAGUCGGCACUAACCACCUUGUUUUACAUCAUCAGUUAUCAAACACUAAUAUGAUUUUUUAUAUUUUUAAAUGCUGCAUUUAAAUAAUGACAGUGUUUGUGAGAAGAUCUGACCUAACUGACAUUAGCAAUAAUUAUUUAUUCUUUUUUACUAGCUAGCAUGUUACACCCUUUACUGCAUAGGAAUGAGCGAGUUAACAUUCCCUAAUUUUCCAUUUAGCGCAUUAACAAAGUAGAUAACGAGACAAAAAUUUAGCAUGCUAGUUAUUAUACGACAUCGCUAGCUAACGAGACAAAAUGUGCACUUAUAGCUAGCUAGUUAUACUUAGUUACUAGCUGGCUCUCAUUCUGACUGUUUGUAUUUCCUACCUUAAUCACGAAACUGUUAAAUAUGAAUAUACUUCGCUUUUUAGCUAUAAACCUCCAACCUCAGUUAUUAUUCGUUUAAUAUUAAUAUUUAUGAGGCUAGGCUGGAAUUUCAAACAAACUGCUAAUCAUCACUAUUUAUUACUAUUUUCUUGUCACAAUUCUCACAUUUAACAAUCAAAACAAUGGAACGUAAUUAUUAUUUUAAUAUAAAAAAAACACUAGCAUGUUUAAUUUCCUAGUUGACUAGUGACAGUUUUGCUAACAUGUUUUAAAAGCUGGAGGGAUGAUAAUCACACUGACAUACUAGCUGCGUGCUAAUGAUUAGUUUUGCCGCAUGUUUUGAAAUUAAGAACCUAAAGAACAAGUUUAAAAGCGUGUCACAUUCAACUUCUCUUUUAGGACAGUAAUUGUGACGGAAAUGAUUUAAACUUGUUUUUGUGAUCAUAUUACAGUUAAUUAUAGACUAUUAAUGUUUGAUAACUAAUAAAGUUACACUUCAUUAUUGCAUUAUAGAAUAGUUAUAUACUAUGUCAUCAUUUUUUUUUCCUGACAAAAUUACAGGUAUUUUGAGCCGAAUGGAGAAUCAUGAACGAAGAGCAGUGUUUUAUUCAAACACGUCUGUUCAGAUGCAAGGUGUCUUUAAUAAUUACUUUGCUCUCUCCUUCACACUCCAUCUCUCUCUGGUUCCAAAAAUCUAACAUUUACAUUUUACUCUGAUGAUGAAGAAUUAAAAAUGCUGUUUUUUUUUCAUUAGAUUUUUUUGCUGAUAUUUAAGUUUGCACUCAGACUAAUAAGAAGGAAGUCCACUAACUGUGAUCGCCCCCAUGGUACACCUCUACACAGGAAAUAAAGUUUGGGAAAUCCUGUUUAGA
Clarias gariepinus (North African catfish) is the source of this 9357-nucleotide messenger RNA. It is a transcript of the gene slc8a1b, whose product is annotated as solute carrier family 8 member 1b. The transcript is spliced from 7 exons. Gene Ontology annotation, molecular function: calcium:sodium antiporter activity. Gene Ontology annotation, biological process: cell communication; sodium ion transmembrane transport; calcium ion import across plasma membrane. The record is from RefSeq and is a predicted model, not a curated record. The coding region runs from base 295 to 3120 and encodes 941 amino acids. Gene Ontology annotation, cellular component: sarcolemma; axon; postsynapse. NCBI's taxonomy places the organism in Eukaryota, Metazoa, Chordata, Actinopteri, Siluriformes, Clariidae.